AUGGCAAUUCUCUUCAUGGUGGCAAGAACAGGCAUCAUCACCAAACCAAAGUUGUUGCACCUCAGAGGAAAGAGUGAGCUGAGCAAAGAUGCCAGAAGGUUGAAGAAAGGUACGAGGCUUCAGGAGGAAGCUGUGAAGAGAAAGAUGGCGGAGGUGGCGGAGGAGGAGGGACGGUGGGUCCCCCAUCCGAGGACGGGAAUAUUUGUCCCGAAAGGGCAAGAGUGGGUUAUGAAGGACGUGCCUGAAAGUGCAGCCACCUUCACUCUGACUUGCUGGUUCAGAAACGACCAUGAUCUCAACCAUCCCAACUUUUGA
This is a messenger RNA of Neltuma alba, 315 nucleotides long. RefSeq lists its product as uncharacterized. The record is from RefSeq and is a predicted model, not a curated record. The transcript is spliced from 2 exons. Lineage: Eukaryota; Viridiplantae; Streptophyta; Magnoliopsida; Fabales; Fabaceae. Bases 1 to 315 code for a protein of 104 amino acids.